This is a messenger RNA of Polistes canadensis, 3651 nucleotides long. Its product is annotated as DDB1- and CUL4-associated factor 11. The record is from RefSeq and is a predicted model, not a curated record. Gene Ontology annotation, molecular function: protein binding. Gene Ontology annotation, biological process: proteasome-mediated ubiquitin-dependent protein catabolic process. NCBI's taxonomy places the organism in Eukaryota, Metazoa, Arthropoda, Insecta, Hymenoptera, Vespidae. Gene Ontology annotation, cellular component: Cul4-RING E3 ubiquitin ligase complex. The transcript has 10 exons. Bases 294 to 1817 code for a protein of 507 amino acids.
CGUUGCAAUAUGUAAAAUCUAGAUAGGACAUAUCUCUCUAUGUGUGAUAAAUAAACCGAAAGAAAGAUAAAAAUCAAAUCGAGAUCGUUCCUUAAGUUUUCGAGAGAGAGUCACUAUAAUACUACUAGUACCGACUUUGGCUGUUUUUUUACCUCCCUCCAAUACUCUCCACCUCAGAGCCAACAUCAUCACUAAAAGCAAACCAUCAAGCUCGACUUACCAUCACAAAACCAUUCGGAGUAUAUAUCUUGUUUGCUUUUUAAAAUAGUAAAUAUUAUUUAUUUUCUCGCUGCAUGGGAGGCUUCAACUCUCGUAACAUGGACUUCGAUCAGGACCCAACCCUGGCCGCGGUCUUACAAUAUUUGAUACGAAGUGGACAAGUACAUAUCAUAGCUUCGAAUCAUGAUGAUUCUGAUGAAGAAUAUGCAGCAAACUUACUGCCACCAAAAAUCAUGUCUUUACCGAACACGUCAAGACUUGAUCAAAGUGAAAUAAGUUUAGCAACUAAGCAGGGAUGUGGCCUUAGAGAUAAUUCAGGCAACAGAAAUCUAUCUAUUGCAUCGAUGAUUCAAAAGAGAUCCCUUGGUUUUGGUUUUAGUAUAGGUGAAAAAUGUAGAAUAAGCAGCAAUUUCUUACCUAACAAGCCACGUCAAGUAGCAAAAUAUGAUAGCAAAGUGUUCUGUGGUUCCUAUUCGAAAGAUGGAAAGUUCUUCCUUACAGCAAGUCAAGAUAAACUGUUACGUCUCUAUCAUACUGAUGAUGGAAAAUUUGUGGAAUUUAAAAAAAUUUCAGCACGCGACGUUGGCUGGAGUAUCUUAGACACAGCAUUUAGUCCGGAUGGAAACUAUAUCGUGUACUCAAGUUGGUCUGAAUGCUUAUAUCUUUGUCCUGUUUAUGGAGAUUCUAAUACACAAGAAUCAUUAUCAUUGUGUCCUGGAGAUCGAAGAUUUUGUAUAUUCUCUUUAGUCUUCUCUAGUGAUGGUAGAGAAAUUUUAGGUGGUGCUAAUAAUGGCUAUCUUUAUGUAUAUGAUAGAGAAUGUCACCAACGUGCUUUCAGGAUCGAGGGUCACGAUGAUGAUGUAAAUACUGUUGCCUUUGCUGAUAAUACUUCUCAAAUUUUGUACAGUGCAGGUGACGAUGGAUUGUGUAAGGUAUGGGAUAGGAGAACGCUUAGUGAAACAGAUCCACAUCCAGUUGGUGUAUUAGCUGGUCAUAUGGAUGGUAUUACAUAUAUUGACCCACGUGGAGAUGGUAGAUAUUUGGUUACAAACAGCAAAGACCAAACAAUCAAAUUAUGGGAUGUUCGUGCAUUCUCUGAUCAUAAUGCUGAACAGAAUACACGUAAUGCAGUUGCGAAUCAAAAUUGGGAUUACAGAUGGCAAAGAGUACCCAGAAGAUUAUACAAAGCUAAAAACAUGUUAGAAGGUGACACCAGUAUCAUGACAUAUCGUGGCCAUUAUGUUCUUCAAACCUUGAUACGUUGCCAUUUUUCUCCUUCUACUACAACAGGUCAAAGAUACAUUUAUACAGGAUGUGCUUCGGGCAGAGUUAUAAUAUAUGACGUUUUAACUGGACAGAUAGUUAAUACAUUAUUGGGUCAUAAAAAAUGUGUACGUGAUGUAAGCUGGCAUCCAUUUCAUCAAGAAAUUGUUUCAACUUCGUGGGAUGGUGCGGUAAUUAGUUGGCGAUAUUCAGGCAAAACUGGAUUUUAUCAUUUUGAAUCUGAAGAUGAAAAUGAUACGGAAACAGCACCACGUACGCUCAGACGAAGUCAACGUAUCGCUGCACAAAGAGCAAAACAUGCAACUACUUGCUGAAAAGGACCGUGAGAGUAAAUAUUUCUUGAAGAUGAUGCAGCCUUUUGUUUAAAGUUAGUGUUACUGAAGUUAACGAAAAUUGCCAUAUUUGUGGCCGAGACUGUUCUUCUAUCUAUGAGAGUAAAUUUUAUACAAGACUGAACGAAAGAUAUUUGUGUUUGUGAUCAGCGUUGUGAACAUGGUCUUAUGAUUUCUAUGGCAUAUUAUUCUCUAUUUCGAGAAGUCGUCCGUAUCUCGCUAAAAUGAGCUUCCGUUUCUAUGCCGCUUAUAUAAACAUUUUCUAUCCUGAAAAGUAAAAUUAUACGUUGCACCAUAAGACAAAAAUAUUAUAUAAUAAUAUAUAUAAAAUACUGUUACACACAGUAAGAACAAAACAUAAUACAUCGUUUACAGUUUUAGCUCUUUGAAUAUUUUUGCUGGUAAUUAUAACAGUAGAUAAAGUCAAAUAAUUAAAAAUCUUGAUUUUAUGAUUUAUUUUCUCUAUUUUAAAUUUAAAAUUUAUUAAUAUUUAAAAAAAAUAUAUAAUUUUACAAUUAAUUUUAUAAUAUAAAAUAAUUACCAGCACAUUUGCAGCCAUGCGCCUUAUUUUUAUCAAUUUCAAGUUUAAUAUUUGAAUUUAAUGAAUAUUCUCUAAACAUGUUACUUUUUCACACAUAAAAUAAGAUAAUAACAAACAAAAUUGAAGUAAAUAAAUGUAUCCGGUGCAUUGAUAAAAUCAAUCGCUAAAAAUUAACCGGUAUUGAUUUUAAUAAGUCUGUGAUUAUAUACCAACGUGACAUAGUGUGUGUGAUGACGCGUACGUUAAAAUAAAAAUUAUUCAAUUAUUUACAAUAAAGUCUGUAAUCUAAAUUGCUAAUAUUUCGUACGAUUAUAUUUCUUUUUUUCCUUAUUUUGGCCAUUAAAAGUAUUUGCAUAUUUAUAUAAUCUAAUACCUGUUUAUUUGAAUUGCAUUUUAUCUAUCACGUACGUAUAUAUAUAUAUAUAUAUAUAUAUGUAUAUAUAUAUACAGACUAACGUGUUCGAUUUAAAGUAAUGAAUGCAUAUAAAAAAGAAAUAUAUAUUCUCGACUGAAUUCUUACGUGGUUUUCUAGUUUUUACUUACAUAAACAUCACCGUUAUGACAAUGACGAUCUAGUUUUAAAUGAUGAACAUUAUCAUAGGUAUACAACGCAUUAGAAAUUGUAAGAUAAGAACAAAUUAUUUGUUUCUAGAUUUUUUUUUUAUGAGUGUAUGACAAAGUAAUAUGUAAACGUGAUCCAUUUUUUUCUUUUUUCGUUCCAAUUUAACUUUUUCAUUCAAUAAGUAGAUGUAAUCUACUUAAUAUUGUUUUACGAACGGUGUAUAAAUAUUUUUAUUUUUUAGGAGGUAAUAUAUUAUAAGUUGUUAGAAACCUUAUUGAAAUUCGUAUAAUUAUUUUCCUUGGUAAAAGAAAAGACAUUCGUAAGAAUCUAUCAAAUUUAUAUUUAUUUCGCGUAUUUAAAUGUAAAUUAUAUUUUUUUCUUCUUCUUUUCUUUACAACUUAAACGAAAAUCUUUGAUAAUGAUUCAAGGCGAAUAAUCAUAAGUUUCAAAUUAAUCAAACAGAUCAUGUGUGAUGGGUAGAUAGAAUAAUAUUCUUACUUUUCACACAUGGGGAGACGUCCUUGUGUAUUUUUCUUACAUAUGUUCUUUUUCACUUUACCAAGGUUUGGAGGAUAUCAUUUAUAAGAACAUUUGUAAUCUCCUCCUCUUGUGAUUCGUGUACAUGAUGCAUAAAUAUGGUGCAACAUCUAAGCAGUGUACAUAUGUAGACUAUAUAGUGUAUGAAUAAAAAUAUGAACAAGAAUUUCAUAAAA